This is a messenger RNA of Orcinus orca (killer whale), 3093 nucleotides long. RefSeq names its product keratin 19 (gene KRT19). Lineage: Eukaryota; Metazoa; Chordata; Mammalia; Artiodactyla; Delphinidae. Gene Ontology annotation, molecular function: structural molecule activity. The coding region runs from base 1772 to 2974 and encodes 400 amino acids. The record is from RefSeq and is a predicted model, not a curated record. The transcript is spliced from 6 exons.
UUCCUGGAUCAAUUGGUGGCCAGAAGACAGUUUAUUGGGGACAGGUUUCAGAGGCUGGGGACAAGUCUUCAUUUAGCCACAGGUGACCCAGGUGAUAAUAUGCAGAGAGGAGGCCUAAGGUUUCACAGGAAACUGAGAAUAACUGACCCAUCUCCCUACCACCCUGUCAAAAGGGCACCGGGCCUCUGUCCCGAGAUUGGGUGGCUGCUCUGACAUAAGGAUGCAAAGGAACUGCGGGGACAGUUCUGAGGAGGUGUGAGGUCCCUGCGGACAGGAACUGGGGUGAGGCUGCUUCAGGACCCUGCAGUGUCUGGCAGGGGGGCCUCCAAGGAGAUCAUAAAGGUGGGUGGAGUUACUGAGCUGGAUGAAGAACGGGGCUGGGGGCUGUGUAUGGAGCGGAGGGACCCCUUCCUCUGUUAUCGAAACUCUCCACCUUGCGUGUGGGCGCCCUCCCUAGCAAUCCAGUCAUUCAUCCAUGUACUAGGACAGGACUGUUAGGCACAGGAGGAUUCAGUCUACACCCUCCUUGGAGAUGCUCACAAGGGGGUAGGGAUUCCAUCCUGUCUCUGGGCGGCAGGUGCUAAAAGUCUCAUGGGCGGGCUUCCCUGGUGGCGCAGUGGUUGAGAGUCCACCUGCCGAUGCAGGGGACGUGGGUUCGUGCCCCGGUCCGGGAGGAUCCCACAUGCCGCGGAGCGGCUGGGUCCGUGAGCCAUGGCCGCUGAGCCUGCGCGUCCGGAGCCUGUGCUCCGCAACGGGAGAGGCCACAACAGUGAGAGGCCCGCGUACCGCAAAAUGGGCGAGUUACUCACCUCCCUUAGGCUCAGAUGCCUCACUACAGCAUCACUUCAGUAAGUCUGCGUCGAAUGCAUGCUUUUGGGGUUGGAGGGUAGAGGGUUGUCCUGGCUGGGGGUGGGCAUGGGUGGAUGGUUGGUGAGAGUACUGAGUCGGGGGUUCGGCUCCCAGGUGGAUCUCCGGCUUGAGCUCGGGAUUCUGAAGGUGCCUUUUACAGUCCCGCUGCAGAACCCCUCCCAGCAGCUGUUCCCAGGAGCCUAUUGUCACCUUGGGGCUUUGUAUGGCCACAGCAGGGUGGGGCGGCUUUGUCUCAGGAGGCCUGGGAAGUUGCAGCUCAGAGCACCUCAUGUGGGGGACUGAGGGGGGGGGUCAGGGUGUGGGUGAUCCCCAAGGGGCAGGUUCUGAGAGACUGUUAUUCCCAGUGGGGCGUAGGAAUCAGGUGAAUGUACUUUGGGGGGGUUAAUUUUGAUCACAAGGAAGGGGCUCAGAAUGUGAUGGGGGGACUCUGAGUGAGGGAUCACGGGGUGGGGGGCUGACGUCUCGGCGUGUACUCUCAGAAAAACUGUAAUUCCUGGGGGGUGUCAAACUCUGGGUGAUCUUAAUGGGGGAGGGCCAGCAUGUGAAUUGCGGGGAUGUCUAAGUGUACGUGUGAUGGGGGUGAAGAUCCGAACGAGUGUGCCAGCGGGGUGAGUGGCUGGGCAUCGGAGUGGGCUGGUGUGGGGCAGCUCUCCGGAGGGCAGGAGCCUCUGGUCCCAGGGAGGGGAGAGUCGGAAGCAGAGCCGCCAGGAACUGACCAAUGGGGAGAGCGCCCGUAUUUGCACUCAGGAGCCUGCAAAUUCUUGGGCCCUCAGAAAUCCGCCCGACACCGUCCCCCCUCCCCCGCCCAACCCCGGGCAUAAAAGGCGCCAGGUGAGGGCCUCGCCACUCCUCUUGCCGACUGCAGCCACUCCGACCGGUGUCGCCCGCGUCCUCCUUCGCCAUGACUUCCUACAGCUAUCGCCAGUCGUCGGCCACCUCUCCCUUCGGGGGUCUGGGCAGCGGCUCCAUGCGCUUCGGGGUGGGAGGCGCCUUCCGCGCGCCCAGCAUCCACGGGGGCUCGGGUGGCCGCGGCGUGUCGGUGUCCUCCGCCCGCUUCGUGUCCUCGUCCUCCUCCGGGGGCUACGGCGGCGGCUAUGCGGGCGCCCUGGCCGGCUCCGACGGGCUGCUGGCGGGCAACGAGAAGCUCACCAUGCAGAACCUCAACGACCGCCUGGCCUCCUACCUGGAGAAGGUGCGCGCCCUGGAGGAGGCCAACGGCGACUUGGAGGUGAAGAUCCGCGACUGGUACCAGAAGCAGGGGCCCGGGCCCGCCCGCGACUACAGCCACUACUUCAAGACCAUCGGGGCCCUGCGGGACCAGAUUCUUGGUGCCACCGUUGAGAAUUCCAGGAUGGUCCUGCAGAUCGACAACGCUCGUUUGGCUGCAGAUGACUUUCGAACCAAGUUCGAGACGGAGCACGCCCUGCGCGUGAGCGUGGAGGCCGACAUCAACGGCCUCCGCAGGUUGCUGGACGAGCUGACCCUGGCCAGGACCGACCUGGAGAUGCAGAUCGAGAACCUCAAGGAGGAGCUGGCCUACCUGAAGAAGAAUCACGAGGAGGAAAUCAGUGUCCUGAAGGGCCAGGUGGGUGGUCAGGUCAGUGUGGAGGUGGACUCCGCUCCGGGCAUCGACCUAGGCAAGAUCCUGAGCGACAUGAGAAGCCAAUAUGAGGUCAUGGCUGAGAAGAACCGGAAGGAUGCUGAGGCCUGGUUCACCAGCCAGACCGAGGAGCUGAACAGGGAGGUCGCUGGCCACACGGAGCAGCUGCAGAGCAGCAAGACGGAGGUCACCGACCUGCGGCGUACCCUCCAGGGUCUGGAGAUCGAGCUGCAGUCUCAGAUCAGCAUGAAAGCUGCCCUGGACGGCACGCUGGCCGAAACGGAGGCUCGCUUCGGAGCCCAGCUGGCGCAGAUCCAGGCGCUGAUCAGUGGUGUCGAAGCCCAGCUGAGCGAUGUGCGUGCCGACACCGAGCGGCAGAACCAGGAGUACCAGCACCUAAUGGACAUCAAGUCCCGGCUGGAGCAGGAGAUCGCCACCUACCGAAACCUGCUGGAGGGCCAGGACGCCUACUACAACGACCUGUCCACCCCGAAGGUCCUCUGAGUCUAGCAACCUCCUGGCCUUCCUACUCUGCUGCAGAGGGAUUCCCCUGGGUAGGGGCAUGGGAGGGGAGGGACCCUUAUCCCUGGCUCUCCCCCUGAUCUUCCAAUAAAACUUUAUGG